Molecule: messenger RNA, 7230 nt
Organism: Melanotaenia boesemani (Boeseman's rainbowfish)
Lineage: Eukaryota; Metazoa; Chordata; Actinopteri; Atheriniformes; Melanotaeniidae
Gene: frem1a
Product: Fras1 related extracellular matrix 1a
Exons: 37
Coding region: 157-6690 (2177 amino acids)
Biological process (GO): cell communication
Cellular component (GO): membrane
Source: RefSeq, a predicted model, not a curated record
AAACAGAGGACAGGACACAGAUAGUGGAAGAGGGGAGAGCCAGAUGUUCAGUUCCUGACUGAUCAUGUGAUCAACUCAUUAUGCAAGCAGAAGAAAGACGUCCUUCGCUCUCCUAAAGUCUCUGUCUUGAGGCCCAGCUUCUGUUUGUGCCUGAUAAUGACGGGCUCACCUGCUCAAACGCUGGCCUUGACGGUGCUUCCGGUGCUUCUGUUGGGAUUUACCUGCUCAUCUCAAGCUUCCCUUGUGAAAGUCAAUAGGGGUUUAAAGGUGAAACGAGGUCAUUCAGCCUACCUUCAGGAGGGUGACCUGCAGUUCCAUAUUCCCAUUCAGAAGGAUGCGUGCAAGGUGGAAGUAGUGUUAAAUGAGCCCAUAACUCAAAGAGUGGGAAAACUCGUGCCUCAGGUAUUUGAUUGCAAUUAUCUGGCUGAUGAAGUAAAGUAUGUCCACAAUGGCUGCCCUCUUUUAAAUGAAGACACAGUCAAGCUUCGCUUAUACAGGUUCAGUGAGACAGAGACAUACAUGGAGGUGUUUUCUCUCCAUGUGGACAUUAUGGAGCCUGAAUGCAACAUCAUAAAGCUGGGACCCAAAUCUUUGGAGGUCUCUGAGUUCUACAGCCUCUCUGAUCCUGUUGAUGGCAACGUGGUGUCUUUCCACUAUGAAAGAAAGUCAACUCUGGAAUGUAGCAUCCACAUUGAUCGCCAUGACAACCAGUUGCCUGCUCAUGGCCAGUUGGUCACCGGAGAGCCAGAGAAAGCUACAAAGCGAGGGGACGAGCCAGAGAGCUUCAUUCACCUGCGUCAGCAGCUUGAUAAUAAAGCCAGAGCAAUGUGUAAAUCCGAAGAUUGUCUGAAAGGUUUGAAGCUAGUGAAGUUCACCAAAAUACCCUGUGAUGCCUUUCUGGUGAUGGGGCUGAAGUAUCAGCACAUAGACCCGCCUUCUCCAGACGUAGACUACAUCGCCAUCAGACUGGACCUCAAGGACACCAGGAGUGGCAGUAUAUAUCAGUCCGAGCAGUCCUGGAUUCCAGUGAGGAUAGCUGGUGCGAUGCCCAACCAGCCUCCCAAACCGUCCUUCAUGUCCAUGUUCAUCCUGGAAGUCGACCAGUUCAUCCUCACGCCGCUCUCCACUGCCACAGUAGACGCUGAAGAUGAGGAAACUCCGAAACAGAGACUGGUUUUUAACAUCACCAAACCCCCUGCUGACGGCUUCAUCACACAUCUGUCCGAUCAUACUCGACCAAUCUCCUCCUUUACUUGGCUUGAUCUCAAUGGUAUGCUCAUUGGCUACCAGCCUCCCAACUCCUCACACACCCAGCGAAGGAACUAUGAGGUGGAACUCGAGGUUCAUGAUUACUUCUUUGAGAAGAGCCCAUCAAUGACUGUCCACAUGUCAGUAAGGAAUGCAGACACCAAUGCACCCAGAGUGUCCUGGAACAUGGGUCUUAGCCUGUUAGAGGGUCAGUCCCGUCCGAUAACGUGGGACCAACUCCAGGUCGUGGAUAACGACAACCUGAAUGCUGUUCGUAUGAUCACAGUUGAUGGUCUGCAGCAUGGACGUCUAACUGUCAGAGGAGGAAAGGGCUUCAUGUUUACCGUCAAUGACAUAAAAGCCGGGGUGGUCAGUUAUCACCAUGACGACAGUGACUCCACCAAGGACUUCAUCAUCUUCCGCAUUACCGACGGCCACCAUCAGACCCGACACAAAUUCCCCAUCAAGAUCCUCCCUAAAGACGACAGCCCUCCGUUCCUCAUCACUAACAUGCUGCUGGAGGUCUCUGAAGGCCGCACAGCCCUGCUGAGGGGCUCCACCCUACAGGCUUCAGACAUGGACUCCAGUGAUGACUACAUCCUCUUUAACCUCACACGUCUCCCACAGGCUGGAGAGGUUAUAAAAAUCCCAGGGCCAGGACUGAUGGGCUAUCCGGUCACACACUUUCUCCAGCGGGACCUUACUCAGUCCAAGGUUUAUUAUAGACACAUUGGGAAUGAGGUGUUUGAUGAUUCCUUUGAGGUGGUGCUGUCUGAUUUCCACGACCCUCCCAACCUGUCAGAGCCUCAGGUUGUGAUGGUUCACAUUGAACCCGUUCCUGACCAACCCCCAAAGGAGGUUCCUGGAUCUAGUCGCUGUCUCGUGGUGAAGGAGACGGAGGUGGUCCAUAUCACUCGACAGCAGCUCCACUUUGUUGACCAGGUGUCACCGGACAAUGAGCUGACAUACACGGUUACAACUCCACCUUUCUCCACCAGUCCUCGCAGCUCGGAUGCAGGACGGUUAUUCCUGGUCGACAGCAUACCCAGAUUCACCAAAGACUCCAACGCACCAGUGCUGAGGCUCUUCACACAACAUGCAGUGAACUUCUUGAAAGUAGCCUACAUGCCUCCAGUCCUGGACAUUGGUCCUUACCCUCAGUAUGUCCAGUUUGUUCUCUCUGUAAGCAACCGCCUGGGGAAAACCGUGUCUGGGAUCUGCUUUAACAUCACUGUGAUGCCAGUGGACAACCAGCCACCACAGGUCAUCACCACCCCCCUGACAGUAGACGAGGGAGGGGAGUGCUGGCUGGGCCCUGAACAAAUUCUGCUGUCAGAUGUGGACUCUGUAGAAGAAGUCUUGCAGGUGGAGCUUCAGAGGGAACCAGAGCAUGGAGCUCUGCAGCUUGGUGGCCUUCCACUUAAACCAGGACAGACCCUGAUUCUACAAGACCUGAAAAGCCUUAAAGUUAGGUACAGCCAUGACAGCUCAGAAACUACAGAGGACAGCAUUGAAUUCACUGCGACAGACGGCACCAAUUCAAUCAGCUUCACUCUAAUAGUGAAGGUCACGCCCGUCAAUGAUGAGAUCCCAGUGAUGGGCUCAGGUUUGAAACCACUUCUCAGGUGUGCAGAGGGACAAGAAAUGCUAAUCACAGCAGAGUAUAUCUAUGCUACUGAUGCUGACAGCGACAACAGCAGCCUGGUAUUCCUGAUCGCCCGGCAGCCUUAUCAUGGCGUGGUGCAGCGCAACGGUGUUGUAGUUGAUCGCUUCAUCCAGGCAGACGUCACUGCCGGGAUCAUCUCCUACAGGCACACAGGACUGGAGAUCGGACUAACUCCUCGCCAUGACACCAUCACCUUUGUCAUUUCUGAUGGGGAGACGGAGAGCUCUGCUUUGUGCUGCAGUGGAGGGAAUCUGAUCCGGAACAGAGGCUCAGCCCGGCUACGGGACAGCCUGCCGCUAUACGACCUCCACGUCACAGUGUUUCCUGUUGACAACCAACCACCUUCACUCACAACAGGGGACAUGUUUACGGUGGAUGAAGGUGGGUCUGCACCAAUAACCAGGUCUCAUUUGAAACCCUCUGACGUGGACACAGCCCUCUUCGAGCUGGUGUUCAGUCUCAUUUCUCCUCCCCAGUUUGGCUACAUAGAAAAUAUCCUUCCGACUCCUGGGUUUGAGAAAAGCAACACUGGCAUUAGCAUCGCUUCUUUCUCAUACAGAGACAUCAUUGAGGGUCAUGUUAACUAUGUCCAGUCCCAACACCAGAGGAUGGAGCCCACAGCCGACCAGUUCAUGCUCCGCGUGUCUGAUGGCAAGCACAGCUCAGCCCACGUCCCCUUCUACAUCAUUAUUAACCCAACAAAUGAUGAAAUCCCAGAGUUUGUGGCUCGCAACAUCACAGUACGUGAAGGAGAAACCAAGCAGCUGGACUCCUCGGUGUUGAACGCGUUGGAUCUGGACGUCCCCAAGAAUGACCUUCGUUUCACAGUGGUCCAACCUCCUCAGCACGGGAGGAUUGUUGACCACAGAGGUGGAAACCUGAUCACUAAGAGACAAGAAGUCAGUGUGGGGUCUCCAGUGGUCCACUUCACCGUGACAGACCUCAUGAACGGUAUGGACCUGAUGUACAUGCAUGACGACUCUGAGAACAUGGAGGAUAGUUUUACCCUCCAGCUGACUGAUGGCAGACAUCAGCUCCACAGACAGGUGAUGGUUAAAGUGCUGCCGGUGAAUGAUGAAGAGCCACGCGUCAUCAGGAACAACGGAUUGGAGGUGGAUCCAGGAGAAUCAAGGAUUAUAUCCAGUGUUACACUGUUCACACAGGACACAGAUACACCCUCCUCUCAGAUCGUGUACAUAUUCCAGAAUGUUCCCACCCAAGGACUGCUUCAGAUAAAGGAAGGCCAGAAGUGGGUGUCACUGACAGCCGGGAGGAAUUGUACCCAGGAAACGGUGGACAUGAACCUCCUGCGCUACGUUCAUACCGACCUCCAUGCUGCUAAGACACAGGACUUCUUCGUCUUCCACGUGAUGGAUGGAAAGAAUCGAUCACCUCCACAACACUUUCACAUCUCUGUCCGAGAGCUGAAUAAAGGAAACAUUGCUCUCUUUGUGAAGCCAGUGAACAUCAGCCGUGGGGAUCGCGUGGUUCUCACCACCGAUGUGCUGCUGGCCACAGACGGCACAGACAAACCGGAGGAACUUCUGUACAUCAUCACCCACCCACCGGCUCACGGACACGUAGAAUACGUCAAACAUCCUGGGCUGGUCAUCUCCACCUUCAGCCAGAUGGACAUAGCAGCUAACCUUGUAGCUUACGUUCAUGACAACCGAGCGAGUACAGAAAUGGAGACCUUUCAGUUUGUUGUAAGCAACGGUGAAAGCAGCCGAAACGGAAGUUUUGAGGUUCGGGUAGAGAUGGUGGAUCGUGUCCUGCCCUCUCUGACCUCCAACAAAGGCCUAACAGUCCCCCAAGGCUCUGCUGUGAUCCUAGAUCCUGACUGCUUGUCCGUGUCGGAUCCUGACACUCCACCAAAUGCCCUGACCUUUGUCCUCCAGCAGCCUCCACAGUACGGAAAACUGGUUGUAGCUGGUACCGCACUGGUAACUGGCUCAAACUUCACCCAGAGAGAUAUAAAGGAGCUGGAGGUGGCAUAUAUACAUGACGGGGGGCCAUCACAGAUCGACCGGUUUGGCUUCACUGCUUCAGACAGCACCAGUCGAGGUUUCCUGCUGGAUGGGAAGUUACAGAUAGAACCCGUGUUCUUCACUAUUCAGAUCAAACCUUUGGAUAAAUCUUCUCCUGAGGUCAUGAAGCUGCUGCCGCUUUGGAAAGCUGAGCUUUUAGCCGAUGGUCGGUAUGGGAUCUUCCUGUCAUCUCGAGAACUGAAGGCUGAAGAUGGUGACAGCCGAGACGAGGAGCUUAUUUUCUGUAUCGUUCGUCCACCUUAUUUUGGCUACCUUGAAAACUUGACCACAGGUAGUUUCGUAUCGCAGCGUUUCACUCAGUCGGAGCUUAACAAAAGAACGAUCGUCUACAUCAUCAAUCCGGAUCGGGAGUCUUACUCAGACAGCCUGGAAUUCAGAGUAUCUGAUCCUCUGGGCAACAUGGGGGCCUCUCAUGUACUUAAAUUGCAGUGGUCCGGUGUGGAGUUCUCUCAGCCAGAGUCUUCUGCAUGUGAAGAGAAGGGAACCAUCUUGCUGGACAUCAUCCGAAAGGGAAACCUCGCAGAGUCAUCCUACAUCACUGUCAAGGUAAAGGAGGGCACUGCCACAGCUGGAAGAGAUUUUGUCAUAAACCCUUCGUCUCUCAUUCAAUUUGAUCCAGGAGUGGCAAAGCGAAGGUGGCAGGCUGGGAUCAUUCAAGACCACAUUGAGGAGGUUGAUGAAACGUUUGAGGUGCUGCUGGUCUCUCCUGAAGCCACAAUUAUUGGCAGGAUCAGUAAGGCUGAAGUGACCAUCAAAGACUCAGGAAAAGGGCAGUGCAGGCUUAACCAGGAUCAUCAGACUCCUCUUCUGGGAGGAAAAGAGAUUCGAUUGGACACGUAUCCUCAACACGGAUCCAUUAAGCUGGAGAAACUCCCCCUUGACACAGAAUCUGUCCCAUGGACCCGAGGAGAUGGCAUCUCCAGCCCACCUGCAGAGCUCCCAAAAAAGAUCAGAGUUUUGGGCAAUCCUAAAUCUAUUGCUCCUUCAUCUGUGUUUCACAAUGGGACAGAUGUAGUUUACACAUAUCACGGAAUCAUGCAGAUGAAAGUGGAGGACGAGACCUUGCCAUCCAGGAGGGGCAGAAAGGCAAACAUAAAGGUGGUUAACAGGGGGGCAUUUACUGAUACAAAACCAGAUCCUCCAAAGAUCCCAAAACCACAAAACACUAGACUUGUUGAAGGGGUGACAGGUGAUAGCUCUAUCCCUAAGCCCUGUGUGCCAGAGCUAAUGGGACUCCUGCAUUUCAACCAAACCACAAAUCAACUCUUUCACUGCAACGGUGUCACCUGGAAACCCUGGAAACCAACUCAUCAGAUGGUGAGUGCUCAGAUGUGUCCUCGGGGUUGGACCUUUCAUCAAGGCCUUUGCUUCAUUCUCAGCACUGAGCACAAGGUCACAUGGAGCGCAGCUAACAGGGCCUGCAGGGAAAAAUAUAAGGGCUCUCUUGCAAGUGUUCGCUCUAAAACCAACAUGGACUGGUUGUGGGACUUCAGUGGGAGAAAGCCGUUCUGGAUAGGCCUGAAUGACCGGGAGGGCCGCGGACGCUGGGAGUGGGCAGGCGGCGAACCCGUCACCUACACCAACUGGAGAACGGUGCCACCCAGGUCCAAGAUGAAGGGAAGCAAGAAGUGCGUCCUGGUGUGGAGACGGGCCAAGUGGCAAAUCAGAGACUGUGCGAGCGGGAGAGGUCAUGGCUUUGUGUGCUCGGUAAAAACCACACCACAGUGAGCUGAGGAUGGAGCCGCAACACCAGACAGCUUCCCAGAAAGGACCAAAAAGAACUCUGCUUUAGCUGUAAUUUAUAAGGAUUCUCAUACUGAAUAACCUGUAACAGAGUAUUUAAGUGACCUUGUUUACAUCUUAUUUACUCUAACCACUGGAAGUAUUAUCACCCAUGUAAGCUGAAAAGAAAUGUAAGGAAGUAUUUAGCUGCUUUUGCAGCGACUAACAGUGGAUUAUGGUCAUGUUUGGGAUAAUGUUAUGUUGGGGGGUGGUUUUCACAGAUUCUGCAACGCAACAUCCAACAUCGUGUGAAAUCGAUGAAUUUAAUUUAUAUUUUGCAUAUUUUAUAUGUUUUUAAAUCAGUUUGUGUUUAAUCUCUUUAACUCCGGCAGCAGUGGUACACUGUAUGGAAGUGGUGGAGCUGGUUUUUAUGUAUUCAGGUGAUAAAUAAUGAUUUAAAAAAAUGUCUGUGUGUAUUUUGCUUUUUGGGAAUUUGCAGAUAAGAGCAAAUUUAUUAAAUAAAAAUGUGCAAACUCACAUAAAAAA